CAUCAAUAGAAACCGUCUGUCCAGAAUGAAACUCCCCAUCGUAGGCCUCCUAUUCUCACGCGCUUCUGCGCCCUUUAGCUAUUGGAACGACCGCGCCCAAACAUUCAGAGCAUCGCCGCCCACCGUGUUCGAUAAUAAAUCCAUAGAGAUCCUCCAACAGGCAAUAGCAGAGCCCAACGCCACACGCCAAAUAUCGUUCCGCCCCUUUGAGAUCUUCUUAGGUAACGCCCCGCAGCUUGGACAAGACGAGUGGACAUGGCGCGUCAACGUAUCCGAAUUCAGUCUCCCUCACCUCGCCCAAAACACCACAGAGGUCAACCUAGGCCGAAACGUCACCGACCCGCACUACAUCGCCACCUCCUACUCCCUAUCCUGGCGCCGCGGAGGAAACCUGUCAUCCGGCGGUCUGCGUGGCUCUGAUUCCCCUUUUUGCGUGACAUCUCUAGACGUCGAGUUCUCUCCCAACGUCACAAACCUCUGGGCCGAGGAGAACGGCAACAGCACAGAUUGCGAACCGGUCCUCGGCGAAGCAUGCCUCGAGGCCCUCUACGUCUCCGAUAGAACACUCACCCGAGACGGCUGCGGCGGGAGAAUGCCCCCGUGGAAGACGACUCCGGAGUGUAAUGCCACGUUUGGGUAUGGUGCUGUGAUUCAUGGAGCUAGGACGAGUGACCUCAACCCCAACGUUACGAGGAAUUCCACCUCGACGGCGAGAGGCGACCUGCCGCCGGUCACGAGUGGCAGUGAGAUUUUGGGGUUUGGAAGCGGGUUGGUUGAUGGCGCGGAUGCGAGGCAGGCGUAUUUGAAUGCUUCGAACCGCGUACAGAUUCUGAUUUUCAAUACGUGGGUUGGGGAGGAGAGAUUUAAUGUCAAGUUGGCGAGGUCGAAUAUUCAUUGUAUGAGGGUGAAUUCCACUCGGGUUGCAACAAAUACGGCGGUCGGCUCGGGUUCUUUGAGUUUGGGGUUUAUGCUGGUUGCUGCUACUGUGAGUAUGUCCAUAUCGCUACUGUAGCUUGGAGAGACGCGG
Colletotrichum acutatum is the source of this 1027-nucleotide messenger RNA. RefSeq lists its product as uncharacterized. The record is from RefSeq and is a predicted model, not a curated record. Bases 26 to 1012 code for a protein of 328 amino acids. The transcript has 2 exons. NCBI's taxonomy places the organism in Eukaryota, Fungi, Ascomycota, Sordariomycetes, Glomerellales, Glomerellaceae.